UGGCAAUACUUGAAUAGAAAAUAGCCUCAAGGCAAUCGUGGCAGCAGAAAUCUAAUGUUUUUGUUUGUAUGAAUGAAAAAAUUGGGAGUUAAACUGCAUUUAACCAAAUGUUGUAGAUGAUUUUAUUUAUUCAUGGCCUUAAAAAUGAUGACUCUAAAUUCUAUCGAUAAACAAUUUAUAGAUGACAAUAUGCUUACAGAUGAGGAUUUUCUUUGCGCUGAUGAUUCUGUACAGUUGUCUUAUGAAGAUUUAGAAGUUUUAAAUGAAAUAUCUCGUCAUUAUCAGUUACCGUCAGCUCAAGAUCAAGUCAAAAAUGGUGUUAAUGCAUCUCAAGAUGAUAGUUACUGUAAAAGUCUAGAUGAAUUUUUUCAAGAUUAUAUUACAGAUGAAUCAGAGAACUCAUCCCUUUCUACAAAUUUUCCUUCUGGAAAUCAAGAUGUUUAUGCUCCACAGAGUAACACUUCUGUAAUAAGCAUUCCUGAUGAAAAUCAAUGUUAUGAAGUUAACAAUAAUGGAGCUGACACACCACCUCGCACACCAUCUGAAUCUUCUGAUAGUAGCAUAGGAUCACCCAUCAGCCAGUUUCAUCAAGAACCUGUCAUUGUUUCUUUAAAUUCUCUACCACAGAUCACAUAUGUUUUACCUAGUAACAAUCAAGUGACUAUCAAAUCAUCAAAGCCACCAAUUACAAUAAAACCAAAACUCAUACAGAGUAAAGCACCAGCCUAUUCUUCAAAUGUUAUCAGUGCGGCUACUAAGGAACCAUUAAUAAAAUUACCUUGUGGUGUUUUUCAAGUAAAGUCUCCGACAUCACCAAGUUCCAAUCAGAAAAGAUGUGAUAUCAGUGCAAACAAAAUUAAAAGAAAAUUAUCAACGGAUACAGAGCUGAUUGGGCUUUGUGAAAUGGCAUUAAAGAGGCAGACCAGAAUUAUGAAAAACAGAGAAUCAGCUUCACUAUCAAGGAAAAAGAAAAAAGCUUAUGUUGAAAAAUUAGAAGCAGAUCUAAGUCAAAUUACUGCAGAAAAUUCCUGUUUGAAAAAUGAAAAUAAUCAAUUGAAGCUUAAAAUCACUGAUUUGGAAAAAGAGCUGUCAAAAUUAAAAGCUGCUUUUUCAUCAAAAGCCUUAAAAAAGACUGCUUGCUUCAUGGUGGUUCUCUUCAUAAUGACUAUUAAUUUAACCCCUUUUAACAACAUAUUUGACAAAGUUCCAGUUGAUCCUCAGAAAUCUGUUCUCGAAAACCAUAGAGUUGGUAGGAUUUUAUUAUGGAAUGAAGAAAAUAGAAGCAGGGAACUUAAUGAUUCAGAGCAUUUUUUCAGUGACCGCUACAUAGAGGAAGUUGAUCCUUCUUAUAUAGUGUCUUGGGAAAAAUCAUACAAUUCAUCUUGUCAUCAGUUCAUCAACAAAUCGGAAUCUAUCAGGUUAGAAAAAGAUUUGCUAGGAUGGGUAAAACGAGUUGAGAAAAAACAAAAGCAAACAGAAUCUAACUUUAAAACAGAUGUUUUUGAUAUGAAAUCUGCUCUUCCACCUUUGCCUAAGCUGCAUUUAAAACCUAAACUGGCUCGUGAAAACAGCAAGGAUAUAUGGGCUAAAAAGAAGAACAGAAAUGAAAUCUUAAUUUAUCAGACGCCCAGAAAAGCAUAUGAAGAUUUUUUUGAUGCCAUUCAUAGACGUGAUGAUUCUUUUUACUUUAUUUCUUUUUCUGGAGAUCACCUUUUGUUACCUGCAAUUGCUCAUAAUCAAACUCUAAGGCCAAGAAUGUCUUUUGUAAUGCCUGCCAUGACUUUGAAUGAUUCUGUGGAUUCUGAAGAUUAUAUUAGUAUGAUGCAAAUAGACUGUGAAGUUAUAGACACUAAGUUAGUGUCAAUUAAAGAGUCUGUUAUUCCUUCUCAUUUACGACAAAAGCAUAAUAACACGUCAAAGCCGAGCUCAAAAAAUAGGUCUAGAUUCACUCUAAAUAAAAAUUCUAAACAGUUGCACACCACCAGAACAGUGAACUCAUCGCGUUAGAUAUUUUUCAGCUGCUGAAACCAGAGAAAAGCAUUUCAAAAUAGCAUUUUACUGAUAAUAUGAGUACUGCAGUUUUUUUUUCAUUCGCUCUAGUAGUGUGUUAUGUAUUAUCUAUUAUUACACAUAAUAUAUCAGAUUUUUUAUGCAAAUUGUUUUUUUUUUUUUUUUUUUUUUUUUUUUUUUUUUUUUUUUUGUUAAAAAUAUUUCUAGCCUUCAUGUGCAAAUACAUUGCCUUGUUGAUCUUCAAAUACUUAGGUUAUGCUAUAUUGAUAUUUUAAUUUUUGCUAAUUGAUUUCUCUUCUUGAGUUUUAUAUUUUUCUGUUGUACUAUUUACUUUCCAAAAUGCAUUUGUCUGAUAUGCUCCAGUGGUAUUUAUUUGUUGCCCUGUUCAGAUGUGCUUUCAACUUAGUUGUAGUAUUUCAAAAUAACUUUUUAAUAGUGAGAUUUGAAAGAAAGCUUAGCUCACUUAUUUAGACUUUGAGCAAAGCUCAAGGUAUGUGAUGUGACUUUAAGUAAAUGAAAAGUGUCUGCUUUAGUAAUAAUAAUUUAUUAUCACCCUGUUGUAAUAAUGUACAUUACAAUUUGUUACAAUUACAAUUUAUUACAAUUUUUCAUGACAAGACUUAAUAGUAAAAUGCAUAUUCACCUUGACAACUUCAAUUUUGUCAUUGUUUAAAAAAUAAUUUAAGCUACCAUCUAGAGCAGUGGUUACCAACUGGCGGCCCGUGGGCCACAUCCAGCCUGUGAACUAAAAUAUAUUAGUUGUCAUUUUUUGCGGACAAUUUUCGUUAAAAUUCUAUAUGGGUUUAAAAUACUUUUCUUUCGUUAAAACCCCUAAUUUCUUCGUUUCUGUAAAAUUUAACAUGCUAAUGGCGCCAACAAAAAUAAAAUUAUCAGGUUUUGCAUCCAAGAAAAUAUUUAUUCAAAUACAAAAAUCGUGUAUGUUGCUUAAAAAUUUUCUUAGAAUUUUAAUUAGUAAUUUAAUACGCUUGUUUUGUAAAACUUGAUAAAAAUCUGACAGUAAUAUUUAAUGUUCCUUCAAACAUAAAAGAGUCCUAGAUAAAAUUUUGAUAAAGUUGCGGCCUGCCAUUUGACUUGUGUUUUUAAUUGCAGCCUCAUGCAAGUUGGAAACUCCUGAUCUAGAGCAACAGUUCCCAACUUAGGUGUGAUUUCUCCCCUCAAUGGGUCGAUGAAUAUACAAAAGAAAAUAGAAUAGAAGAAGAAUAAAAAAAACUAGAGAGAGUUAUGUGAGGAAAAAAACUAUUAAAAUUACCUCAUCCUAAUGCCCAAGUGUCUAUGACAGAGAUUGACAUGAGAAUUCCUUCCUCUGCUUCACACAGAUGCACUUUUCUGCAUUUGACUUUCAAGCAUGCUGGCUGAGUGUCUUUUGCUUUUUUUUUUUCCAACAUAAUUUUUUUUUUUUUUAAAUCUGCCUUUUAGAAUUUUAAGCCUCUGCGAUUUCAAGCGUUUUUGAAGAAAGUUCAUCGUUUUCAAAUUUCCUAAAAAGAGAAAUGAUUAGUUUUCAUGCCUUUUUCUAUGUAUGCAAACACAAUUUAAAAUAAUAUCCACUUGAUUUAAAAUCACACAUCAUGUUUCUUAUUUUCACGAUAGUAUAUCAUAUAUCGCUUAAAAAGCCAAUAUUAUGAACGUGUUCUUAAAAACAUAUAUAUUUUUUGAUUUUUUUUUUAUCAAACUUAUUCGUGUGGUAGCAAUCAAUAUGUAUUUUCAUAAAAAUUAAAUCAGCUUCAAGAAAAAUCUUAUCAAACAAAUUUGACCAAAUAGAUGUGGUGACGGAAUAGAUUAAACAUGUUGCGAAAGUUAAUUAACUGCUUGCUGAAAAUACGGCUAACGAAUAUUGAAAUAGAAAACACAGACGAAAACGAUCAUUCGUAGUUCAGAUAAAGAAUCAAGAGUUUUAAAAAAAUUAAAGUUUAUGAACUUUCUCUUCAUAUUUUGGGAUGAAUGGAGGUCUGUCUUCCAGAUCCUCCCAGAAUUAAGAAAUAGUUUGAACGUAUGCUUGAAAGCAGACCACUAAGGAACAUUCAUGCUUUAACUGAACACACAAGGCUGUUAAUCUAAAGAUGAACAAUGGUUUUCAAAUUUUAACCAUCAAUGUUUUCAAUUUUCACAGAUUCCGAUUAAAUAUAUAUAUAUAUAUUCUCCUAGUUUUAAUUAUUUUCUUUAAAUAUCUGUUCUUUUUGAAAAAGAAGAAAAACUUUGAAAUUCAGUAUUAUCCAUGCUUGCUAGUGACAACUCACUGUUUUUUAAGAAAGAAAAAAAGAGGGGGGGGGCAUGGGAAAAAGUUUUUGAACCACUGCUCUAGAGCAUUUUUGUUACAACAUUCAAUUAGAACUUAGUUUGUGUAAACCUUUUCAUUAUUAAAAAUUUUUCCCACCAGUGUGUGUGUGAUAGUUUAUUUAUAUUAUCAACUGAUUUUGUUUAAUCAUAAAUGCUUAUUUCUCUAUUAUUUUACUAUUUCUAGUCACAUUAUUGCACACUGUUUAAUUUUACGAUUGUUAAAUCAAAAUAUUUCCAUGACAGGUUCAGUAUUAACAGUUUUCAUUGUAAAUACCAUAUCAAUAGUGAGUGUAUUUUGUUUUAUUUUGUACAUACAUUUUAUAGAGUAUAAUAUGCCUGAUAAUUAUGUUCAUUCAUCCUAAAGUACGUUGUGUUUAAUCAUAAAAUAUACGAGUUUCUAAAGGAACUAUUGCAUCAUUUUGAACAAAAUUGAACCCUUCUUUUUGAAUUUAUGGUUUCCAUUUUAUUAAACUACAUCCAUUAAAGCUUGAUAUAUAUUAAUUUGCACCUUAACCAUGAACUAGGAAAAUAAUUAUAUUCAAAAUAGUUUGCUUUUCUAUUUUAAUGUGUAUAUGAUAUUGCUUAAAGAAGAUAUACACUUAACAGUUUCAUUAAAUUCUACCUAGUGCAAACAAUAAUGAAUAGGAUUAACUUCUAAUUAUUAUUCUAAAUAGAAGUAACCAAAUUACAUACUUACGCAAUUAUAAUUAACAUUUCUGAUUCACAAUUAUUAAAUCUGCUUAAGCAAAAGUUGGUAUUUAAAAGCAAGGUAGUACCUAAAUUUAGUCCGCUUUGCACCUCCUUCCUUAAAUGCGAGAUAUAAUUUAGUAUCUGUUUUUUGAGCAUUAGAUUCACAUAAAUCAAAACUAAUUUUGUUAGAGAUUAAAUCAAAGAAAAUGGAGAUUUUGAUCUGUUCUAUUUAUAAUCUGCUGGCUGCAACUGAACAUUAACCAGUUUGCAUGUAGGGUAAAAAUGCAUAUGUUACAAAAUCAUUUAUAGUAAGUGGCAGGUUAAGUUAGGAUAUUACAAAAAGUUAAUUAAAAUUUUUAAAAAAUUAGUUGCCCCUUUCUGAAUAAAGCUAUGAGAAAACAUUAAAUUAAAAUUAAAAGAUUUGUAUAUUUUGAUAUGUUCUAUUUAUAAUCUGCUGGCUGCAACUAAACAUUAGCCAGUUUGCAUGUAGGGUAAAAAUGCAAAUGUUACAAAAUCAUUUAUAGUAAGUGGCAGAUCAAGUUAGGAUAUUACAAAAAGUUAAUUGAAAUUUUUAAAAAAUUAAUUCCCCCAUUCUGAAUAAAGCUAUGAGAAAACAUUAAAUUAAAAUCAAAUGAUUUAUUUUAAAAUACUGUCAACCUUAAAUGUUUUGUUAAAAGGGUUACAAUUUGAGAAUACAUUAAUUAAAAAAUAAUGCAUGCAUUAUAAUUUUAUUUCUUGAGAAUGUUAAGUUGAAAUCAAAAAAUAUUGAAAUCACUUAAUUUCAAACUCAUUCAGAUGCACAAAAUUCACUUGUUAAAUUCACAUUCAUUUGAUUAUAUAUUUUGUGUGAUAAAGUUUUUGUUCACCUAUUAUUGUUUAUUAUUUUUUUUAAUGUUUUAGGUUUUCUUUUAAAUAAAAGUGCUGAAUUGAUCAAAAGAUAAGAUUUCUUUUAAGAAAUUAUCGUCCAAAAAUAUAUUUGGUUGCUUUUUGAUAUAACAAAUUUGAAAAAUUUGUCUUUUUUUAAAAAUUUUACAUUUAGAAAACUAUAUAAAGUGGUGACUUGCUUACUUGGUAUGCUGUUUUGCAUAUGAAAUGUGAUGUUUCUUUUGUAAUGUUUGUUAAUAAGAUUCAUAUAAGCAUACAUUUUUUAAACUAUUAUUUGGGAAUAAAUAUUGUUCUGACCUAUUUGAAAGUAUACUUAAACAGUUUCAGUGGUGAUUACCAAUAACAUUACUCACUAAUAAAUGUCUCUUUCUUGCAAUAAGGAAAAACAGACUGAGUAAUUAUUUUUUUAGCACAUAGACGUUUAUGUGUCAAUAAUUAAUGAUAUCAUAGGUUUGCACAGAAAUAAAAUAAUGUGCAGUAUUAUCCAUGCAUUAUCUUAUAUAAUUAAAGUAUGUAAUUACUUUCUUAUUAUUUAUUAUAUUCUUUAUAUUGUCUUUUAAACUAAGCCUUUAAAUAGAAUAUUUUAUGCAUGCAUAAAUGUUUCAUGAUCCUUUUUUUUAAUUUAUUUUUUUAUCUUUUCUUAAAUUGAUAUAAAAUUAUUUGGAGCAAUUUCAGGCUUUUUAAGUGACGAAAUAAUAUCCAGUAGCCAUUGAAUGGCUUGCGAUAAAAGUCGAAGUCUUUAUUUUUGCAUUUUAACUCAUCAAAAUCAGUUAACCAGUAAAUAACAAAGGAAGUCAUUUGCAUUCCUAAUAUAAUAUAUAAUUAGUAUAUAACAAUGUUUAGUUAUCUGUUUCAUGUUCUAACAUGAAAUUAAGAUAUUUUAUACAGAUUUAAUGUUAUCUUUGUAAAAGGUACCUAUUUAUUGAAGUCAUAAAAUAUGUCUUAUCUAAUCAAUAAAAUACCAUCACUGAAAUUAAUUAACGCAUUAUUUUUCGCUUACGUUUUAAAUGAAAAGAGAGAGAGAUUUGAAAUAGAACCUUCUGAAUCUGUUAAUCAAUAUUCAGAAAAUUUUGCUUUUCACAAACUCUCACUAAAGAAAACGUUUGACAACUAUUAAAAGAUGUGGUGAUUUUUUUUUUUUCGAUAUUUAUCAUUUAUAUUGAAACCAAGCAAAAUCUUAAUACAAUAAAAUAGAAAACUCACUUUUUUUUCAAAAAUAUAUGUAGUUGAUUAUGAAUCUGUGCUACUCAAAUUGCAUCUUAAUUUUUGAUUAAGAUUAAUUUUUGAUUAUUUUACUUAAUUAAAUAUUUUUCUAUUAUACCUUACAACUGAAUGUAACAAAACUUAAUUUUGAAACUUUAUUAAAUUUUUAGAAUAUUGUAAUAGGUUUGACAUUAAUUUAAAUUGUGUAUAAAAUUAGAUCAAAAUUGUAAUGUUUUUAUUUAUAUGUUAUGAAAAAACUAAAACUAUGUUUAUUGUUUGUAACUAGACUUAUUGUUUGUAACUUUUAUGUUUCAAACUAGAGUAAUUUUACAAACCAAUUUUUAGAUAAAUUUUAUCAAGAUGGAGUUCUAAAUUUUGUAAAUGUCCAAACAUUUAAUAAUUUUCAUUAUAAAAUCCACUGAUUCAAAUUCACUAGAAUUAGAUGAUUUUAUUUAUUAAUUUUUUU
Messenger RNA from Parasteatoda tepidariorum (common house spider), 7549 nucleotides. It is a transcript of the gene Atf6, whose product is annotated as bZIP_ATF6 domain-containing protein ATf6. Gene Ontology annotation, biological process: regulation of transcription by RNA polymerase II; endoplasmic reticulum unfolded protein response. Lineage: Eukaryota; Metazoa; Arthropoda; Arachnida; Araneae; Theridiidae. The record is from RefSeq and is a predicted model, not a curated record. Gene Ontology annotation, molecular function: DNA-binding transcription factor activity, RNA polymerase II-specific; RNA polymerase II cis-regulatory region sequence-specific DNA binding. Gene Ontology annotation, cellular component: nucleus.